This is a messenger RNA of Letharia columbiana, 1926 nucleotides long. RefSeq lists its product as uncharacterized. The record is from RefSeq and is a predicted model, not a curated record. Bases 1 to 1926 code for a protein of 641 amino acids. The transcript is spliced from 3 exons. NCBI's taxonomy places the organism in Eukaryota, Fungi, Ascomycota, Lecanoromycetes, Lecanorales, Parmeliaceae.
AUGUUGCCUUUGGAACUCGUCAUCGCUAUCGCGGACCAACUUGAAACUGGCCGCGACUACCUCAACCUCACAAGAACUUGCAAGACGAUUCAUAGAUUGCUGGCUGGCCGCCCUUGGAACGAAGUACAUAUCCACUUUCGCCCAUACUGGGUGGAAGGCAGUGGACAAUCCACCACAAGAUGUAGGGGGAUCAAUGAUGGCUCGGUGCAGAUCAGCAGCACGUGGCAAAUGACCCGGAUUCGCCACAGGCAGUGUCCACUGUCCCCAUGUGAGGCAUGCGAGAUCGAAGCAGCCCUGCUAUCUGUCAACGCGUUUCUCGAUUGUCGAGCAAGACAGUUUAGUAAAGUUCUUCGAGGCUUGACGCUUUCGGGAUGGUUGCCACAGACUCUUGAGUCCGUGAAUAAAGACGCCCCUGGCCAUACAUUCAAAGGUGCUCGAGGCUUGUGCGCUCUCCAGCCAGAGGUUUUGAACAUCGAGCUUCGAUGGGCGAGUUGGAGUCCGAUAAUGCUUUCCGGCUUUGAUUUGACGAGACUAAGGUCACUCAAGAUGCCUGUGAGGGCACCUCUAGAUUGCCUCAAGGUAGGAGCAGCUUUCAUGGGUAUGCCACGUCUGGCAAACCUCACGAUCACAGAAUUGUCUGACAGUCAGGAAUUCGUGGAUGAAUUUUGUCAUCUCGGCGAUGGCAUUUUGGCUCUCUCUUCUUCCUUACGAUCGUUGAACAUCAGUAUCAGCAACUGCAACCGGGCAGAAGGUUGGGAAAAAGAUGAAGCAUUCGUGGAGCCCGGGGAUGCUGCUUUCUUUUUCAAGAAGUUCUUUCUCGAGCCUUCUUGCGAUCGAAUUGAGGCACUAGUCAAAGCAAGAUACAAUGAUCCACGGGAGCCCCCGGACGUGAACAUACUCCGGAGCUCCAAAGGUUCGCUGAAUCUUGAGCGCAUAUGCUUGAAAAAUAUUGGCUUGCCAUGGUGGUCCUUUCAGACAGUGUUCAAUCCAAAAACCGUAAAAGAACUCAAUCUGCCAACAUGUCGAGUGGCUCCAAAUGUCUGGGAUGAUCUCGGAAAGCAUGCACAAGUCCACAAGGUUGCAAACAUCAAUUAUGAGAUGCUUUCCGGUCCUUUCAUGAGUUUCCUAUCAACUCAGCACAAUCUCCACUUCCUCUCAUUCGCACGGCCACCGGACAUUUACAACGUAGCUAACAUCAGAUCCAAUUUGCUAGAUACUCGGGUUGAUGUUGCUUCCUUCUCGGUCACAGAAGCAGCGCCUCAUCUGGGAAAUGGUACGGAAUGGGGUAGAGCUUGUGCCAGAAAUGCCUGGUUGCUGCAAUCAAAAAAAUCCUGGAUCCAGCACGAACACCUAAUCCAGUCUCCAAGUUCCUGGAGAUACUUCGAAGACCUCAUACGUUCUCUGAAUUCGUAUUCCCAGUGCCAGUAUCCAAGGAAGUCAGAUUUCGUGAAGGCUUUGAGCACCAAGACAUCGUUGAAGCAUCUGGUGCUUCCUGCCGACAUGUUCGACAUCACACCGAAAUUCAUGGCAUGUCUCGCGAUCGAACUACCAGCACUGGAGAGCAUUGAAUGGGGCUUCGACUAUGCAUGUCCGGAACUUCGCGCAUGCUUCAUAGAGAACUUUCUCCCCAGCCAUCCUCGACUCAAGAAGAUCACAUUCUUAUCCUUAAACCGACCGCAUCCCCUCUCACACUUCGACGCGAAUGAGUUCCACUCAGCGUUCGCAAAUGGGUCUUGUGAUCUAGCCCCAGCAGUCCUCAAGUAUGUUCGUUAUCGUGAUUUGAACGGCAAGUCGUAUAAGGGCAAAUUCACGACAUCGGAUGUCUACUACCAUCGAAAGACCAUGGACAAUGGGACUUGGUGGCUGAAAAUUCCCGCGAGGAAGGCAGAUAGUAUGUUCGAGGAUGAAAUAACACCGAACAUCUGA